GCGGGUUUGAGGGCCCUGAAAAAAAACUAUUCAACACCUUUUCGCUCACUUGUGUCCUCGACGAAUCAGCCAUGUCUGCUCAACAGGAAGCUACGUUCACUCACACAAAGUUUGUCGAUCCCACGCCUUUGCCCGGCUCUGUUCCCAAGGUCGAUGAAGUGGGCGCCACUUCCGCCCCAUUGAAGAGCGCAUCCUUCUUCAUCGGUGCCUACUGCAAACCUUACAAUGACGAUUUUAUGCUCUGCAAAAACGAAAAUAACGAUCCUGAACAUUGUCUCAAGGAGGGUAGAAAAGCCACUCGUUGCGCCAUUGACCUUAUUCGCAAACUUCGAGAAAACUGUGGCAAGGAAUUUGACGCUCAUUGGCAAUGCUUAGAAAACAACAAUCAGGAAUUCUAUGCUUGUCGUAAGCCUGAAAAGACCUUCAAUACCUGCGUUUUCGAAAAAUUGGUACGUAUUAAUAUUCUGACGUGUUAAGAGAUAUUGAUCAGCUAAUGGAUUUGCAACACGUCAAUUAUAAAGGGUCUGGAGAAGAACAUUCCUGGCUCACCAGAAGGUCAACCUCAAAUCCACGAAAAGAAGAACCCCGUCAUCGUUAAGAAUCAGAAAUAAACCCGGUUGUGUUGCAUAGACUUACAUUUUUUUGAUGGUACAUAUAAAAAGUGAGAAUUUACAAUUUCGUCAACCACCAUUUUAGAAAAUGCCCGCGUAGCGUGAUUGAAAAAAAAAUCCCAUAAGGGCUGAAAAUCUAAAU
Radiomyces spectabilis is the source of this 753-nucleotide messenger RNA. RefSeq lists its product as uncharacterized. The coding region runs from base 72 to 476 and encodes 134 amino acids. Gene Ontology annotation, biological process: mitochondrial electron transport, NADH to ubiquinone. Lineage: Eukaryota; Fungi; Mucoromycota; Mucoromycetes; Mucorales; Radiomycetaceae. The transcript has 2 exons. The record is from RefSeq and is a predicted model, not a curated record.